Messenger RNA from Cotesia congregata, 423 nucleotides. The record is from the annotation of a GenBank genome assembly. Lineage: Eukaryota; Metazoa; Arthropoda; Insecta; Hymenoptera; Braconidae.
AUGUUGGAACGCUUCACACUCAAUGGCCGCCGUACUAAGAAGAAGAAGGACCUUAAACCAAAUCUUCCGAAAAACGUGGUAACACAGAACGUCGGAAAAAAGGAGGUGAAUGAGUGGCAAAAAGUCCAGUCAAAGAAGUCGAUGAGAGAGCAAGCCAAAGAAAAGCUCCAGAAGCAACCGCCGAAUGAGCCCCGACCGGAGCCUAAGCUGAAAAAAUCGUGCAAAUGGAUCAGGCCGGACGCACUGAUCAUCUGCCCAGCUGAAACGGCGAAGUACGCUGAGAUUUUGCGCCGACUAAAGACGGACGUCCCUGAUGAACAGGUCCGGACUACUGUACAUAAGAUCCACAAAACCAGGACCGGGAAUAUGCUGAUUACGCUACAUACAGACACCAUCGCGGAAAUAGUCAAGGAAGCUCCCUAG